GCCAUUAGCCGCUUGGGCCCACCAAACCGACGUCCAUCGGUUUCAAUGUUUUCCGCAGAACUUGGGGCAUCUAAUUCUCUCAAUCCUCUUCUUCUUCUUCUCAAAUUCUCAAGCCACUGUUGCAAUCGUCGGUAUCGCUGCCUGUUCAUCGGAUCUGCGAUACUCGGCAGUCGCUUUCGCAAAACCCUAAUUUGGAAUAGUUUAAUUUUAUCCCAAAUUAAGGUAUUAGGAAUCACAAACCUCUGUUUCCUCCAAACCCUAUGCUCCGACAUCCCUCCUUCAUUGCCUUUGAUACAUCAAAUUAAUUGCUCGCUCGGUCGGCCUGGUUUGCCGCGUUCUUAUAUGUAAAUAUCUGUACAUACAGGUUUCGUUUGUGUUAUUUAUAAGAUAGGAGGUUUAUGGAAUGAAGCAUUCGAGGAAGAAGAAGAAAUCGAGGGCUUCGAGCCAAGUCGGGGCCAAAGGAGCUGCACCGAAGGAAGAGCGUGGAGAACGCAAGGCUGUGAAGGGUUUGUCGGAGGCCUUGACCUCGGUUUCUCUCGAUGAAGCUACUUCGGCAUAUGGAGAGGCAAACGGAGUGGAGAUUCUCGGGGUGCUGGCCGAAAGUAUUGACGAUCAGGCCGCGAGUUGUUCUAGCUCGAGCGUUGGUGAUGGGCCGAUGCCGGGUUCAGGGUUGAGCUCAGUGGAGGUGUUGGAGGCCAAUCGUGCUCGGAACGGAGUUCAUGGACGGGUUUCUAGAGGAACAAAGCAAAAGAAGGUGAUUGCUGCUACUGGGACGGUGUCGACAGUUUUAAGGAAGGAAUAUGUUAUGUCAAGCCCAAGGAAAGAUUCAUUUAGAUCGGCGAGGUAUAUUAAUACACCUGCAAGCAAAGGAGAGGCCGAGCAGUUCUUAUGUUCCAUGCUGGGUAAUGACUGUGAACUGAGCAUGGCCGUGGUUAGAGAUGUGCUCUGUCAAUACAGAUAUGAUGUAGAAAAGGCUUUAAAUGCAUUGCUUGAAUUAACUGCUUCAUCCUAUGGGCCUUCCAAGAAAAAUCAAUCUUAUGAACAUACUGCAAACACCAAAGCACAUGGAGGAUCUAUUAUUAAGUGGGGUGACAAUAUAACAGAUAGGGCAUCUGAUUCAACUUCUCAUUCAUCUGAAAGUGAAAAUCACGACAAUAUCUGGUGUAUGGGUAAUGAUUUCAGGAAUUAUUCUGAAGUUCUACUCAGUUCUGAAGUUGAUUCUUUUCCUGGCCUCACAAGUUCUGAGUCAGAAGUCUCACAACUUCCUCAGAAAGUGUUGGAGUCUUUAUUUAAUAUGCCGAAUAUUUCUGAACAUGAACCAGCAACUAUGAAUUGGAGGGAUGUAGUGAAAAAGAUGCAAUCUCUGGGACAGAGGUUUGGGUUUGACCCUGCUGAUGCUGUAGAACCGGACCAUGCUGAUGCUAAAGGAGAUGAGUAUGUGGUGUUUAGAAAGGCUGCAAGGGAACAGUGGGAUUCAAUGAAAUCCUGUUAUCAGAAGGCAGCAACAGCAUUUUCAAAUGGGGAACGUGGUUAUGCUGCAUACCUUUCUGAUCAAGUUGGAAGGUUACAUAACAAAAUGGCUCAAGAGGCAGAUAAAAAAGCAAGCCAACAGAUAUUCAGAGCUAGAAACAAGAGAAUUGAAAAUGUGAUAACCAUUGAUCUGCAUGGGCAACAUGUCAAACAAGCUACAAGGCUUUUAAAAAUUCACCUGUUAUUUGGAGCAUAUGCACGCUCGGUCCAGAUGUUCAGGAUUAUCACAGGAUGUGGGAGCCAUGGUGUGGGGAAGUCAAAGCUGAAGCAGUCGGUGAUUAAACUGAUAGAAAGGGAAGGUAUUGAAUGGAGAGAAGAGAACCAGGGAACAAUCCUGAUCAAGCUUGACGAGCAGAGAGAAUUUACCUUUCUAGGGUCGGGAAGUGAUAGUGAGUAAUCCUCCCUUGGGGUAUGUAUGCUCAUAACUAACUACUGUAGUGGGGAAUUAACUGGUUAGUGUAGCCACUAGCUUCACAGGCCAGGGUGUACAUUAUCUUCUUUGUAGGUAGAGGCCAAAUGUGCCUCUACAUGCAUUUACUGACCUGAAUUAGUUUAUCAGAAUAAGACAAUGCAUCGUCGUGAUGCAAAAUUGCUCUGUUGUAACUUUUAUGCCUAGCUGGCUAAUUGGCUUAUUAUGUGUGGGGUUGUUGUAGAUCCUUGGUUCUGUUCCUUUUUUUUUUUUUUUUAAUGAUUUUAAUGUAAAUUCAUUUGUCCUGCUCCUGCAGCAGAUUGGACUAUAUGGGAGAUUAGAAAUGAAUUUUGG
Molecule: messenger RNA, 2293 nt
Organism: Diospyros lotus (date-plum)
Lineage: Eukaryota; Viridiplantae; Streptophyta; Magnoliopsida; Ericales; Ebenaceae
Product: SMR domain-containing protein At5g58720
Exons: 11
Coding region: 404-1927 (507 amino acids)
Source: RefSeq, a predicted model, not a curated record